AUGACUGCGCCCCAACCGCCUCCACUCUCCAACAUACGCGUUCUCGAGUUCGCGGGCCUGGCUCCCGGGCCUUUUGCUGGCAUGCUCCUGGCCGACUAUGGUGCAUCCGUCCUCCGUCUCGACCGCGCACCCGGUACUCCGACCACUGACCAGCUCACGCGCCGCAAGACGUCGAUAUGCGUCAACCUCAAGUCACCCGCCGGCCUCGCACUCAUCAAGAAAAUUAUACCACGAGUAGAUAUCCUUAUUGAUCCCUUUCGUCCCGGUGUGCUCGAAAAAGCGGGCCUGGAUCCGGAAAAAGUGCUGUUGAAACUGAAUAAGCGACUCAUCAUUGCGCGUAUGACGGGCUUCAGGAGAGACGGAAAGUACGCGCAAAUGGCGGGCCACGACAUCAACUACAUUGCUGUAUCGGGAGUGUUGAGCAUGUUUGGCCGAAAGGGCGAGAAACCGUAUCCGCCAGGCAAUGUGGUUGGCGAUUUCGCCGGAGGAGGCGCGAUGUGUUUUGUCGGCAUACUGCUUGCGCUUCUGGCGCGUGAGCGUAGUGGCUUUGGACAGGUUGUGGAAGCGAACAUGGUGGACGGAAGUGCUAUACUUGCAACUAUGCCUCGAUUGGGCUUGAAGACAGAGGUGUGGAAACGCGAGCGUGGUACCAAUAUGCUGGAUGGUGGUGCGCCUUUCUACGAUACCUAUGAGACCAAGGAUGGGCGCUAUAUGGCUGUCGGAGCGAUUGAACCGCAGUUCUAUGCUGCGCUGCUAAAGGGCAUGGGGCUUGAAGCAUCGGAUCUACCUGGAAGCAGGGAUAACAUGGCCGAUUGGCCCAAGUUGAAGGACUUUUUCACGGCAGAAUUCAAGAAAAAGACGCGUGCCGAGUGGGAGGCUAUAUUCGAUGGUACAGACGCGUGCUGCACACCCGUCUUGACCCAAGCAGAGCUGGAGGAACAGGGAUUCGACCAGCGACCUGCUGUUACGUUAAAGACUUCGCCUGGCUAUGCGAUCCACGAAGGCAAUGAUGAGAGAACUGCGGCCGAGGGUCAGGGUAUCGGUUGGAAGGGUAGUGGGUGGAGUGAGAAGGGGCUAAAGCCAGGAAGUGGAGGAGAAGAUACAUUGAGCACGUGGAUGGGAUGGACCAAGGGAAGGCACUACGUCGAGGAGCAGGGUGGGUUGGUAUGGAAGGAUGCUGCGAAGCUAUAG
Molecule: messenger RNA, 1191 nt
Organism: Bipolaris zeicola 26-R-13
Lineage: Eukaryota; Fungi; Ascomycota; Dothideomycetes; Pleosporales; Pleosporaceae
Exons: 2
Coding region: 1-1191 (396 amino acids)
Molecular function (GO): catalytic activity
Source: RefSeq, a predicted model, not a curated record